Cloeon dipterum is the source of this 1365-nucleotide messenger RNA. RefSeq lists its product as uncharacterized. Bases 155 to 1117 code for a protein of 320 amino acids. NCBI's taxonomy places the organism in Eukaryota, Metazoa, Arthropoda, Insecta, Ephemeroptera, Baetidae. The transcript is spliced from 6 exons. The record is from RefSeq and is a predicted model, not a curated record.
UUGUCAGUCAGUCAUUGACGCAUGCAGCCGUCCAAAUCUGCUGAGGUGUUAUUCUUCAAAUACGUCAGAAGCCACAAAAAAACCGGAUUGGAUUUUUUACUAAAGCUUGUUCAGAUUUAAAGACAAGCUUCUUGACAGCUGCAAGAGAAGUGCGAUGGACGAGGACGGCUACUUUGCUGAGGAAAAACAGGAAAACGUCGAGUUCUUCGGCGAGGCGAAUCGAGUCAAGAAACUUCUGGAGGAUUGUGCGAGGAAAAUCGCGGCGGCUGUCGACGCGGCUGCGAAAAUUGAGAAUAAUCAGGCUGAAAUAAUGAUGAUGACCGGCGGCACAUCCGUCUGCGGCGCAAAAUUCGCCACUUUAUUUCAAGGACUCGUCAACGUCGGUACCAUCAGGUUGGCGCUGACCGAUGAUGCAGAAAAGGUGCACACUUCCCGACUGCUUCGGGCGUGGAAGGAGCGUGACCGCUAUAGAGAAGAAAUUCGUGGCUUGCGGAAUGAGCUGCACAGCCUAAGGAUGUGCAUGAAAAUGAGAGUGGCCGCCAAGCAGCGACAAACGCAGCGAAAACAGGCCGACAUCGCCGACACCACUGCCGAGUGCAAGAGGCAAAUCGCUUGCUUAAGCGAAAGCUCAUCGGCGCGCGUCGCGGAGGCCGUCAGCGUUUCGCGCAACAACCAGGAAGAGAUGCGCCGCGAGCUUCUCAACGCCACAAGUCUGCUUGACGCCAUCAGACGAGAGCACGAUGACCAAGAGAAACAACUCAGACAAAUCAAGAAAAGCGCUGAAGAGGCGCUGGAGGGCAGAAUCAGCGAGUACGACGGCGAAAUGCAGCGGCUGGCGAACGAAAUUGAGGCCACCAGCGCCAAUUACACCUUGGAGCUGCACCAGUUGGAGCAACUGCGCAGCAAGUUCGAGGCGCAGGAGAUCGAGUACUCGGCCGGCAUGCAGCAGAAGCGGCUCGAGCAACAGCGCGAGGUGGAUCGCAGAAUCUUGCAGUUCCGCUCCCGCUUCGCCGCCAUGCGCAUCCAGCACUGCUGGCGGCAAUACCACGCCAGAAAACUCGAGCACCUCAAGAGCAAGAAGGGCAAGAAGGGACGCAAGAAGGCGCCCAAGAAGUGAAAAAUUUGAAAAAUUUAUAUUUUCUGCUUCAAAAUCUGAAGAAUUAUUUGAUAAAUUUAUUAAAAACCGCCUUUGAGGAAUUUUCUGAGCACACCAAUCGAUUCCUGAGGGUCGAAUUAGGUAAAAUGGAUAUUUUUUCCGGCCAAAAAGUCAAGCGCGAUGUGCAAACGUUUUUCCCGCCAAAACAAUAUGAAUGCGAGAACUGCGCAUGCGUCAGAGCUAGCUGGAUCUGACGAUGAAGCAAUUCG